Molecule: messenger RNA, 1019 nt
Organism: Frieseomelitta varia
Lineage: Eukaryota; Metazoa; Arthropoda; Insecta; Hymenoptera; Apidae
Product: histone H3.3 type b-like
Exons: 4
Coding region: 532-933 (133 amino acids)
Cellular component (GO): nucleosome
Molecular function (GO): structural constituent of chromatin; DNA binding; protein heterodimerization activity
Source: RefSeq, a predicted model, not a curated record
AUAUAAAAAAUAAAAUACAAUCACACUAUAUUUUAAUAAUAAAAUAUAUACUUGUUAAGUCUGAUAAAAUGUUAUUUUUCUUAUGCGAAAUUGAUUAUUUUUUAGAUUCAUUGAUUUAUCUGUAUAUAGAUAUACUACCUGUUGCACAUUUAUGUUCUUGCCUUGUGUUUACACAUGGAGCUCCAUACAUUGGUCUAUGUAUCUUUUAUAUUAUUAUUAAACACAGUUAAUAACCAAAACAUACACUUGUAUAUUUUAUAGAGUAUUACAAACAAAUUGGAUGGCUUUGUUACUUCAAAUCCAUCUAAUUAUGAGCUAUUGAAUAUUGCCUCAGAUUCCCGCCAAAUAUAUGUACAUACAUGUAUACAUGUAUCACAUUUUGGCGCCAUUGACCGAGAUUGUUUCUAAUUGUGUUUUUUGUUUUUUUAUAACUUAAUAUUUUAUUUAAAUUAUGUGUAAACUGACAAAGUGAUAAUAAGAAGUAUUCAAAACAUAUAUACAUUACAAUUUAGAUAGACUUAAGUAUUAAAAAUGGUACGCCGAAAACGUGAUACGAGAUCACUUAACAAUUCGCGAGCAUCACAAAGCAAAAAAUCCGAAACUCACGUUUUAGUAAACAAACGUGGAUUUCGAAAGUCGCAUGCUCUACGCGAAAUUCGACAUUACAGAAAAAGUGUAAACUUGCUUAUACCGAAAUUACCGUUCACUCGUUUAGUUAGAGAUAUUAUGAUAGACUUGUUUCCUAGAAGUGGAAUAAACAGAAUACAAGCCUCUGCACUCCAAGCAUUGCAAGAGGCUACUGAAGCCUAUAUAGUUCAGUUCUUUGAGGAUUGUAUACUAUUGACGCAACACGCAAAUCGUGUGACUCUUCAAGUUCGAGAUAUGAUUUUAAUGAGACGACUCAGAGGAAGAGACGAUAUUAUAAAUAGAUGAAGUAAUUUCAUUCUAAUGCAUUUAAAAUAUUUUAAUAGUUCUAAAUUAAAGGGCAACAAAUGUUUUAUUUUACUAAGAUUUAAUAA